CAGACAUAGCAGGAGCGUUAUUCUUGAAUGAAUGUCCAGGCAAACGGAUGUGGAAUUUAAGGGCUAAUAACCUUUGUGGUGCACUAGAUAAAUACAUGUGUUUGUAUGAUACAAAUGAAGGCAAAUUCAGAGAACUUUGCAAAGAUGCACCUGAAUUUCACAGACCUGGGAAUAUUUUUAUUAUAAGUGGAAAUUUACAGUAUUUUGCUGGAAGACCAUGUAAGAGCGACAAAUACCAACCACAUAAAUGGUGGACAAAUGGUAGCAGUGAUUGUCAAUAUCUUAAGUCGACAUGUAAUGAAGAAGGCCAAGUACCUUACGACAAUGGAACAAUAUCAAGGGAUACAAAAUGUCGAUGUGACUAUACAAAUUACUAUACAUUUGUCAGUAGUACAAGAAAUAAAUGUUUCUGUGACCCUACAGAGGAAGAUUGUUCGUGCAACAGAAAAAAAUGUUACUAUGAUCAAGUUUUGACACCAGAUUAUGAUUGUGUAGGCAUUCAUGCAUGGACUGGUCAGUUUGUUUGUCCCGAAUAUAAAGCACCAAAGUUCACAGACAAAAACACGUUACAACGAAGAACAACAAUAUGUCCUUUGAUAAAACAAGGUAAAAAGAUUGUUUUAAAAAUGAAGUCUGAUAAUUACGCCUAUUAUGACAAGAUUAAGGUUAUACAACAAGGAAUGGUGUAUUGA
Messenger RNA from Mytilus trossulus (common blue mussel), 692 nucleotides. RefSeq lists its product as uncharacterized. The coding region runs from base 48 to 692 and encodes 214 amino acids. NCBI's taxonomy places the organism in Eukaryota, Metazoa, Mollusca, Bivalvia, Mytilida, Mytilidae. The transcript has 4 exons. The record is from RefSeq and is a predicted model, not a curated record.